CAAAUUAAACAUGCAACAAAUGAGGCUACUUUACAGAUUAUUUUUAACAAUGCAGACUCUGCCUUAGUCACUGCAAUACAUGAUGAAUUUUCAACUACAAAUACUUUUUAUUGCAUGUUUCACAUUGUGCAAAAUAUAUCUCUAAACUUGAAAAAUUAUUUUAAAGACAAUUAUAAUGAGUUUAUUAGAGAUUUCUUUGAAGCAAAAGCAUUUGUACUUAAAUUAUUUAUGACUGAAAUGUUAUCUACUUUACAGGUUGAAAGUUAUAAUGCAAAGAUCAAGAGGUUAAUAUUUAAUUCUAAUACAACUAUAUUAGACCUUGCAGAAAAAUUAAUAACAUAUAUUUUUGAAGACAAAAAAACAGAAUACAUUUUAUUUUAUGUGUCAGUUCCUAAAGCAGCUUUGGUUGUGACAGCUAAUAGUAUUCUUUCUAAUGUAUGCAACGAUAAUAAUGUUGAUUCAAAUAGUGCUUCAAAUAGUAAAAGUGAAGAUGUUACUAAUAAAAUUGGAUUGGAUCUAAAAGAGUUAAUUAAUUCUUAUAAGCAUAAGGGUAAGGGUCAGCCUAAGGGAACUAAUAGAAUACAACAGGCCAAUAAACUACCAAAAAAG
Messenger RNA from Cetraspora pellucida, 609 nucleotides. NCBI's taxonomy places the organism in Eukaryota, Fungi, Glomeromycota, Glomeromycetes, Diversisporales, Gigasporaceae. The record is from the annotation of a GenBank genome assembly.